AUGCGUCGGCGGCCUGCGUCUCGGGAUCCGCUUCCCAAGCCGGGGUCUCUAGGUCCCUAUCGGAGCCCGGCGCCUUCCCACGUCAUCUCCUGCCCCACCAACUCCAGCCCCGGUACCCAAUGCCACAGUGAGCGUGAGCCCUCAGCGGGCGUACCUUCUACUUACGGUGGCUGCUCACAAACAGAUUCAUUUAACUUCAGGUUGACCUGCCACAGUGUGCCCUUACAGGGGUCCGUGUCGUUCAAGGAUGUGACCGUGGACUUCACCCAGGAGGAGUGGCAGCACCUGGACCCUGCCCAGAAGGCCCUCUACAGGGACGUGAUGCUGGAAAAUUAUUGCCACUUCAUCUCUGUGGGUAAGUGUCACUCGUGUCCGUCCAAGAAUUCCAAAAUCACGUCCUCACAUGUGACCAGCAAGCACACUGCCAAAGAGACUCCCCCUCAGCCCAGAUCAUAUGAACUAACUAAGGAGAGAAACAGUCUCCACGGGGAGACACUUGGCAAGAGCCACAUUGUCUCCAAAACGCUCUUUGAGUACAAGUCUGACGGGAACCUUUGGACAAAGGGCCCAGAAUUCGUUCCUGGGGAUGUGAGCCCCGUGAGGAGGGACUGGGAGAAGCCCAGCCUGAGUCCCACGCGUGAGAAAACCCACCCUGCAGGCACUCUCCGUGACCAAGUAGACCUGGGGGCCCCGCUCGCGUGGAGGGACUGGGGCAGCCCCUUCCUCGUGGCGGGACCCGCGUUCCCACGCAGCAGAAGCCAGAGAGGAGACAGAACCAUCAGCUACCGCGACGACCCAAUGGCGCACAGCCAGCAGCUCCUUGGCGGGAAGCCGGUUUUUAUUCCGCACCCCGCAUCCCAGGCGGGGGAGAAGCCCUUUCGGUGUCCCCACUGCGGGAACAGCUUCAGGAGGAAAUCCUACCUCACCGAGCACCAGCGGAUCCACACGGGCGAGAAGCCCUACGCGUGCGGCCAGUGCGCCAAAGCCUUCCGCCAGAAGACGGCCCUGACGCUCCACGAGAGGACGCACGCGGAGGGGAGGCCCUACCCGUGCGCGGACUGCGGCAAGUCGUUCCGGCAGAAGGCGACCCUCACCAGGCACCGCAAGGCGCACACGGGCGAGAAAGCCUACGGGUGCGCCCAGUGCGGGAGCGCCUUCAGGAAGAAGUCCUACCUGCUGGACCACCAGAGGACGCACACCGGGGAGAAGCCGCACCGGUGCGCCGAGUGCGGCAAAGCCUUCAUCCAGAAGACCACGCUCACCGUGCACCGCAGGACGCACACGGGCGAGAAGCCCUACGCGUGCGCCGAGUGCGGCAAGCGCUUCUGCCAGAAGACCACCCUGACCCUCCACCAGCGCAUCCACACCGGCGAGAAGCCCUACGCCUGCGCCGACUGCGGCAAGUCCUUCCGGCAGAAGGCCAUCCUCACCGUCCACUACCGCGUCCACACCGGAGAGAAGGCCAACGGCUGCCCCCAGUGCGGGAAAGCCUUCAGCAGGAAAUCGAACCUCGUCCGGCACCAGAAAACGCACACCGGGGAGAAGCCGCACGGCUGCAGGGAGUGCGGGAAGGCCUUCAGCUGCAAGUCCAACCUCAGCGCGCACCAGAAGACGCACAAGGCAGAGGCCGUGGGGAGUCACUGAGGGGGGUGUCGCGUUAUCUGAUUUAUUUAUUAG
Acomys russatus (golden spiny mouse) is the source of this 1677-nucleotide messenger RNA. It is a transcript of the gene Znf382, whose product is annotated as zinc finger protein 382. Gene Ontology annotation, biological process: negative regulation of transcription by RNA polymerase II. The transcript has 4 exons. Gene Ontology annotation, molecular function: DNA-binding transcription repressor activity, RNA polymerase II-specific. NCBI's taxonomy places the organism in Eukaryota, Metazoa, Chordata, Mammalia, Rodentia, Muridae. The record is from RefSeq and is a predicted model, not a curated record. The coding region runs from base 1 to 1644 and encodes 547 amino acids.